AUGAGUAAUAAUGAUUUCACUUUCCAAAUCCCAGCUCAAUUAGCCAACAUGACUUCUCUUUCAGUUCUGGACUUCUCUAAUUGUCAACUACUACAAGGUUCUGUUCCUUAUCUGCCACAGCUUAAAGAACUAGCAGUGAGUAGUUCUACCCUUCAACUCAAUUUAACUAGGAUGUGUUUAAGGCUAUGGCCUAGACUAGAAAUCUUAGAUAUUGGAGGUACAAGUGUGAAUGGAUCAAUUCCGAGUGCAAUAUCUAAUGCUCCAUUAUUGGUAAAACUUCUUGCAUCAGGAUGUAAAAUUCAAGGAUCCUUGCCUACUUCAAUCACCAAGCUUUUUCGAUUGCAAUCUCUAGACCUCUCUAACAAUAAUAUAACAGGUUACCUUCCGGUUUCAAUCUCCAAUCUCAAACAUCUAGAAUUUCUCUACAUGUACUCCAAUAAUUUGCAAGGGCCUAUACCAGAAUCAAUAUGUGGGAUCUCUUCUCUCCGGAAAAUUGAAUUGAGAGGCAACAACUUAACUGGCACCUUACCAAGCUUAAAAACCUCGAGUAUUUCAAUGUUGAACGAAACUCCAUUGAUGAACAAUCUAUCUGGGGCUAUACCUUCUAGUGUUGGGUACUGCACUUCUCUUCGUUCGUUGGAGAUUGACACUAAUAAUCUCAGUGGAAAUGUUCCACGUGAGCUUGGACAAGCAACUUCUCUCGAAAAUCUUUUAUUGAAUGGAAAUGCUCUCGAUGGCACCAUACCAGCUUUCAUUGGUUCACUAGCCGAUCUGAAAAUCCUUUCUUUAAGAGAAAACAAGUUCAGUGGAUCGAUCACCAACUUGCAUGAUCUCCAGAUCUUAGACUUGAGUGUAAACAAUCUUUCUGGUUCAAUUCCUCGAAAGCUAGACGAGCUGAAGAUGCUAAUAAGUAGACCAAAUGAAACAUUUGAGGUUCGUUCCUAUGGCUUUCAGGAUUCUGGUCAUCUUGAACUUGAAAUGGUAAUCAAAGGGGUAAUCACGCAGUUCUUGCGAUUGUACAACUACAUUUCAGGAAUUGAUUUGUCGUGCAACAAUCUUGUUGGGGAAAUUCCUACAGAGGUCAGUCUAUUACAAGCACUUGCAACACUGAACCUGUCACAUAACCAUCUCUACGGUAAAAUACCAGCGAGCAUUGGGAACAUCACUGGUUUAAACUCUUUGGACUUAAGUUUCAACAAAUUGUCCGAGAAAAUUCCUCAAUCCCUGACAACUAUAGACUCCCUUGGGCACUUGGACUUAUCUCACAACAUCUUGAGUGGCAGGAUCCCAACAGGACCUCACUUUGAUACACUGAGCAUAGACGGCUCUGCUUACGAAAACAACAGUUUGUUGUGCGGGUCUCCUUUAAAGAACAUUUGUGACGGUGAUGACCAGAGUAGGAAUACUACUGAUGUUAACCGUCCAAAUGAAGUUGAAGGAGAUGCAAAAGAGAAGAUACUUUUUUAUGGUGUUAUUGCUGUGGGGUUUGGAGUUGGAUUUUGGGUCCCUUUCUUCAUUUUGCUAGUAAAGAAACAUACAUGGUGGUUUGGGUAUCGGAGAUUGAUUGAUUCUGUUGCAGUUAAGAUAUCUAGAUGUCUGCUCAAAAAUGUAUAA
Molecule: messenger RNA, 1614 nt
Organism: Papaver somniferum (opium poppy)
Lineage: Eukaryota; Viridiplantae; Streptophyta; Magnoliopsida; Ranunculales; Papaveraceae
Product: probable LRR receptor-like serine/threonine-protein kinase At4g36180
Exons: 3
Coding region: 1-1614 (537 amino acids)
Molecular function (GO): protein binding
Source: RefSeq, a predicted model, not a curated record